Molecule: messenger RNA, 4020 nt
Organism: Peromyscus leucopus (white-footed mouse)
Lineage: Eukaryota; Metazoa; Chordata; Mammalia; Rodentia; Cricetidae
Gene: Braf
Product: B-Raf proto-oncogene, serine/threonine kinase
Biological process (GO): protein phosphorylation; signal transduction
Cellular component (GO): plasma membrane; cytosol; mitochondrion
Molecular function (GO): ATP binding; protein kinase activity
Source: RefSeq, a predicted model, not a curated record
CCCUCAGGCUCGGCUGCGCCGGGGGCCGCCGGCGGGUUCCUGAGGUGGCCUCCGCCCCGGCCGCUCCGCCCACGCCCCCCGCGCCUCCGCGCCCGCCUCCGCCCGCCCUGCGCCUCCCUUCCCCCUCCCCGCCCCGCGGCUGCCGCUCGGCCCCGGCUUGCGCUUCGAAGAUGGCGGCGCUGAGUGGCGGCGGUGGCAGCAACAGCGGCGGCGGCGGUGGCGGUGGCGGUGGCCGGCGCGGCGGCGGCGGUGGCGGCGGCGGCGGCGCCGAGCAGGGCCAGGCUCUCUUCAAUGGAGACAUGGAGCCCGAGGCCGGCGCUGGCGCCGCGGCCUCUUCGGCUGCGGACCCGGCCAUUCCCGAAGAGGUGUGGAAUAUCAAGCAAAUGAUUAAGUUGACACAAGAACAUAUAGAGGCCCUAUUGGACAAAUUUGGUGGGGAGCAUAAUCCACCAUCAAUAUACUUGGAGGCCUAUGAAGAGUACACCAGCAAGCUAGAUGCCCUCCAGCAAAGAGAGCAACAGCUGUUGGAGUCCCUGGGGAAUGGAACUGAGUUUUCUGUUUCUAGCUCCGCAUCAAUGGACACGGUUACGUCCUCCUCUUCUUCUAGCCUUUCAGUGCUACCUUCAUCUCUUUCAGUUUUUCAAACUCCCACAGAUGGAUCACGAAACAACCCCAAGUCACCACAGAAACCUAUUGUUAGAGUCUUCCUGCCCAACAAACAGAGGACAGUGGUACCCGCAAGAUGUGGUGUUACAGUCCGAGACAGUCUAAAGAAAGCGCUGAUGAUGAGAGGUCUUAUCCCAGAAUGCUGUGCUGUUUACAGAAUUCAGGAUGGAGAGAAGAAACCAAUUGGCUGGGACACUGAUAUUUCCUGGCUUACUGGAGAGGAGUUGCAUGUAGAAGUACUGGAGAAUGUUCCACUUACAACACACAACUUUGUACGGAAAACUUUUUUCACCUUAGCAUUUUGUGACUUUUGUCGAAAGCUGCUUUUCCAGGGUUUCCGCUGUCAAACAUGUGGUUAUAAGUUUCACCAGCGUUGUAGUACAGAGGUUCCACUGAUGUGUGUUAAUUAUGACCAGCUUGAUUUGCUGUUUGUCUCCAAGUUCUUUGAGCAUCACCCAGUACCACAGGAGGAGGCCUCCUUAGCAGAGACUGCCCUUACAUCUGGAUCCCCUUCUGCACCCCCCUCAGACUCUAUUGGGCCCCAAAUCCUCACCAGUCCAUCUCCUUCAAAAUCCAUUCCAAUUCCACAGCCCUUCCGCCCAGCAGAUGAAGAUCAUCGGAAUCAGUUUGGGCAGCGAGACCGGUCCUCCUCAGCUCCCAAUGUUCAUAUAAACACAAUCGAACCUGUCAAUAUUGAUGAAAAAUUCCCAGAAGUGGAAUUACAGGAUCAAAGGGAUUUGAUUAGAGACCAAGGGUUUCGUAGUGAUGGAGCCCCCUUGAACCAGCUGAUGCGCUGUCUUCGGAAAUACCAAUCCCGGACUCCCAGCCCCCUCCUACAUUCUGUCCCCAGUGAAAUAGUGUUUGAUUUUGAGCCUGGCCCAGUGUUCAGAGGGUCAACUACAGGUUUGUCCGCCACCCCACCUGCCUCAUUACCUGGCUCACUCACUAAUGUGAAAGCCUUACAAAAAUCUCCAGGACCUCAGCGGGAAAGGAAAUCAUCAUCAUCCUCAGAAGACAGAAAUCGAAUGAAAACACUUGGUAGACGAGAUUCAAGUGAUGAUUGGGAGAUUCCUGAUGGACAGAUUACAGUGGGACAAAGAAUUGGAUCUGGAUCAUUUGGAACUGUCUACAAGGGAAAGUGGCAUGGCGAUGUGGCAGUGAAAAUGUUGAAUGUGACAGCACCCACACCUCAACAGUUACAGGCCUUCAAAAAUGAAGUAGGAGUACUCAGGAAAACACGACAUGUGAAUAUCCUACUUUUCAUGGGCUAUUCAACAAAGCCACAACUGGCUAUUGUUACCCAGUGGUGUGAGGGCUCCAGCCUGUAUCACCAUCUCCACAUCAUUGAGACCAAAUUUGAGAUGAUCAAACUUAUAGACAUUGCUCGGCAGACUGCACAGGGCAUGGAUUACUUACACGCCAAGUCAAUCAUCCACAGAGACCUCAAGAGUAAUAAUAUAUUUCUUCAUGAAGACCUCACGGUAAAAAUAGGUGAUUUUGGUCUAGCCACAGUGAAAUCUCGAUGGAGUGGGUCCCAUCAGUUUGAACAGUUGUCUGGAUCUAUCUUGUGGAUGGCACCAGAAGUAAUCAGAAUGCAAGAUAAAAACCCAUAUAGCUUUCAGUCAGAUGUAUAUGCAUUUGGGAUUGUUCUGUAUGAACUAAUGACUGGCCAGCUACCUUACUCGAACAUCAACAACAGGGAUCAGAUAAUUUUUAUGGUGGGACGAGGCUAUCUAUCUCCAGAUCUCAGUAAGGUACGGAGUAACUGUCCAAAAGCCAUGAAGAGAUUAAUGGCAGAAUGCCUCAAAAAGAAAAGAGACGAGAGACCACUCUUUCCCCAAAUCCUCGCCUCCAUCGAGCUGCUGGCCCGCUCAUUGCCAAAAAUUCACCGCAGUGCAUCAGAGCCCUCCUUGAAUCGGGCUGGUUUCCAAACGGAAGAUUUUAGUCUGUAUGCUUGUGCGUCUCCUAAAACACCCAUCCAAGCAGGGGGCUAUGGAGAAUUGCAGCCUUCAAGUAACCACUCCAUCAUGGCAGCAUCUGCUCUUUAUUUCUUAAGUCUUGUGUUUAUACAGUUUGUUAACAUCAAAACACAGUUCUGUUCCUCACAUCUUUUUCUAAAAGAUACAAAAUUUUCAAUGCCUAAGCUCGUGUGGAACAGAGUGGAAUUUCUUAUUCAACAAAAGAGGGAAGAAUGUUUUAGGAACCAGAAUUCUCUGCUGCCCGUGUUUCUUCUUCAACACAAAUGUCACGUGCACACAAGUCUGCCCAUUCCCAGGAAGAAAGAGGAGAGACCCUGAAUUCUGCCCUUUUGGUGGUCAGGCAUGAUGGAAAGAAUUUGCUGCUGCAGCUUGGGAAAUCUGCUAUGGAAAGUCUGCCAGUCAACUUUGCCCUUCUAACUACCAGUUUGUGGCUGGUCAUCUGAUGGGGCGAUUUCAGUCACCAAGCAUCGUUCUUGCCUGUUCUGGGAUAUGUUGUGGAGUGCUUUCCCUAUCCACCGCCGUUAACUUCUGAGGGAUGGAGUAAAUGCAGCAUCCCCUUUGUGUAGCACCGGUUCAGUCCUCACCAAAUGUCACAGUGAAGCUCUUUAAAUUUCAGUGGAGGGUGAGAGGUGAGGAGAGACUGUGUUGGGGGCUGAGAAAGGGGGUGCUGCAUCUUCUUCCUCACCUCCAGCUCUCCCCUUCGGUUGCCUUGCUCCCUGGGCUCUGCCUAAGCACUCGGGCUGGACAGUGCUGGCACACAUUGCCUUCUUUCUCAUUGGGUCCAGCAAUAGAGAUGAGGGCUGGGGGAUUGCUUCCUCCACAGUGUAGCAAAUUCUCAGGAAAUACAGUCCAUAGCUUCCUCUCAGCUCUUCCAGUCACCAAAUACUUAUGUGGCUACCUUGUCCAGGGCACAAAAUGCCAUGGACAGCAUCUAAUUAAAAGCCUACAAAACUGCUUACUGACAGUUUUGAAUGUGAGAAAUUAGUGUAAUUUAAAUGUAAGGUACAGGUUUUAAUUUCUGAGUUUUUGUCUAUUUUUAUUUUUAAUAAAAGAAAAUAAUUUUCAGGUUUAAUUGGAAUAAAAGAAUACUUCCCACCAGAAUAUAUAUCCUGAAAAUUAUAUUUUUGUUAAUUGUAAGCAACUUUUAAAGAAUGAUUAUUAUCCUUUUCUUUACCUAAAAUUAUGGGGAGUCUUAGCAUAAUGACAGUUAUUUAUACUUUUUAAAUUAAUGGUACUUGCUGGAUCCACACUAACAUCUUCGCUAACAAUCCCAUUGUUUCUUCCAACUUAACGCCUACACUACACCCUACAUCCUCUUUCUAGUCUUUAAUCUAUAAUAUGCAACCUAAAAUAAAAUUGGUGGUGUCUCCAGUCA